GCCAAAGGAUUACCCUGGAUCCCCGAACCGCAUCUGGGAGUCUGCUGGGGGUCUUGGCCUAGCGUUGCUCCGUGGUUCCUAUAUGAAGUCAGUCCAGCUGUGCUUGUGCUGAGCGUACUACACGCUUUGACACACCACUGCCGUCUCCUAGAAGCAGAAUAAACCCAGGUAGAAUGUUAAUUGAGUCCCGAGACUCGGCCUGCUAACGCUCCCAACCCCGCCAGGAGACAGUCUCACAAGUUCUGGCGGAGGAAGAAAGGUUCGUGCGAAACCUGACUCGAACCCUGAACCUCCUGGGAAGUGUAGUCCACUGUCAAAAGAGUGGCGUGGAGUGGGUGGGGUGGAGGACUGACUAGGAUCGGUGGUUUCGGUCCGGUUCUGAGCCCGGACCCGACAGGGCUAGGGAGACGUCUGGAGGUGUCGUGGUCUGGGGGUGUCUUGGACAGGAGUGCGCAGACGCAGAUUCUCCGGCUCGCCAUGCUUGUCUUUGUUUGCGGGCCAGCUUCCUUGUGCAUCCCCAGGAGCUGCACUGUUGUUGCCCUUCAACACUUCAUGGAGUCCUAAGGGCUUAGCCUGAAUUCUGGGAUGCUGCUUUGCCCCCCAACUAUAAUGUCCAAGUCCUGGAUCACUUGUCCAUUUGCAAGCUUAAAAUCACCAGUUCAAACAAGAAGAGCAAUGGAUGUUUGAGGGAGAAAUGUAAAAGAAAGUUCUCUCAAGAAACCUGGGAAGUUUAUAAACAGAUAAGGACACAACAUGAAAGAUUUGUGGCUUUAAAUCUCAUCUUUCUCUGUGAAAAAAUACUUUUCUCUGAGGAAAAGUUUAGAAAACCUAGGAAACAGGAAACAGUAUUUCUUCUGAACACCGUCACUGGUUCUUCAAGACUUCAAUUCUUUUUGUAUGGGACUCAAUUUAAAAGAGUUUGCAAUGUAAUUUAUAUAUAUGCAUAAUUUAUUAAAUAAGAGAAAAGCUGCAUAAGAAAGAACCAUUAAGAAUAUAAAGACUAUGCUGUUUUUCAUCUGUUUUUCUCAUCUUGGGGUAAUCCAUGUGAGAAGUCUUCUAUCAUAAAUUUAACUUCUUUAGAUACCUGAGAAUUAAUAUUGAAAAGAAACAAUAUUAAUUUAGUGGAUAUGGAAAAGCUUUUGUCCUUAUUACAUCUCAAUAGAUACUUGGAGAAAACUUGUGUGCAUUAUAGGAAUGCUGGAAAUCCUUCAGCAUGAAUCAGACCUUCAGCAUGAUCAGAUUCAUACUGGAGAGAAACCUAAUGAAUGUAGAAAAAUCUUUAGCCUGAAACAAAACUUCACAGAGUGUAAGAAAAUGCAUACUAGAGAGAAAUCACAUGAAUGUACUGAAUGUGGUAAAGUCUUUGCUCGAGUCUCAUCCCUUACUCUCCAUUUGCGAAGUCACACAGGGAAGAAAUCAUACAUAUGUAAUCAAAAAUAUGGAAAAGCCUUCAGCCAGAAGGGAAAAGUCCUUCCUCAUCAGAAACAUCAUACUGGAGAGAAAGCCUACGAAUGUGGGAAAGCUAUUCAGAUGCCAACCCUCGUUACACACCAGAAUAAUCAUACAGGAAACAAACCCUAUGCAUGUAAGGAAUGUGGGAAAGCCUUUAAUGGCAAAUCAUAUCUCACUGAACAUGAGAAAAUUCAUACUGGAGAGAAACCAUAUGAAUGUAAUCAAUGUGGAAGAGCCUUCAGCCAGAAGCAGUACCUUGUUAAACAUCAGAACAUCCAUAGUGGAAAGAAACCUUUCAAAUGUAAUGAAUGUGGGAAAGCCUUUAGCCAGAAGGAAAACCUCAUUAUCCAUCAAAGAAUCCAUACUGGAGAGAAACCUUAUGAAUGUAAAGGGUGUGGGAAAGCUUUUAUUCAGAAGUCAAGCCUCAUUAGACACGAGAGAAGUCAUACUGGAGAGAAACCGUACACAUGUAAGGAAUGUGGGAAAGCCUUCAGUGGCAAAUCAAAUCUCACUGAGCAUGAGAAAAUUCAUAUUGGAGAGAAACCCUAUAAAUGUAAUGAAUGUGGAACAAUCUUCAGGCAGAAGCAAUACCUCAUUAAACAUCACAACAUUCACACAGGAGAGAAACCGUAUGAAUGUAAUAAAUGUGGGAAAGCCUUCUCUUGGAUCACAUCACUUAUUGUACAUGUGAGAAUUCAUACAGGAGAUAAGCCUUAUGAAUGUAAGGUGUGUGGGAAAGCCUUCUGUCAAAGCUCAUCUCUUACUGUGCAUAUGAGAAGCCAUACAGGUGAGAAACCCUAUGGUUGUAAUGAAUGUGGGAAAGCCUUUUCUCAGUUCUCAACUCUUGCUCUACAUAUGAGAAUCCAUACUGGUGAAAAACCUUAUCAGUGUAGUGAAUGUGGGAAAGCUUUUAGCCAAAAGUCACAUCACAUUAGACACCAGAGAAUUCAUACUCAUUAAAGCUCUAUGAAUGCCUUGGAUUUAGGAAACCCUUUAGCACAAUUUACACUUAAUAAUGUUUCAGAAAAUUCAUUUUACAUUAAGUGACAUCAAUGUAGGAGAUCUUUUAGCAGCAAUUCAAAAUUUAAAAUACUGUACAUUUAAUAAGAAUUAUAGUAUAGUGAAAUCCUGUCAACUCCAUAAAACUCCUACCACAAACAUUACUAAUGCUGUAGUUUAGGAUUAUUUUCAUUGAAGUUUGAAUCCAGUCAUGGAUACUAAGUAACUUGUUCAUAGAGUCCUACCAGAUGUAUUAAGAAAAGAGGUAUAAGAGGGGCAAGGAUUUGAAAUUAAGAGGCAAAAUUAUUGACUUUUUAUAUGUUUUGAUACAUACAUGAUUUUUAAAUCUAUGAUCAUCAAAAUUGUUGUUGAAGUAGUCAUAGGAAAUUGAGAUUAUGGCAGAAUAGUGAACUCAGAAAUAUAUCCAUGAAUUUUGGGGGAAUUGGUAAUUGAUAGAGGUAGUACCCCAAACUGGUGGGCAAAUCAUGAAUAAUUUUUAAAAAUGGUCUCAGGGUAAUUGAGUCCUUAUAUGGAAAAGUA
Molecule: messenger RNA, 2991 nt
Organism: Otolemur garnettii (small-eared galago)
Lineage: Eukaryota; Metazoa; Chordata; Mammalia; Primates; Galagidae
Product: zinc finger protein 260
Exons: 3
Coding region: 1195-2412 (405 amino acids)
Biological process (GO): regulation of transcription by RNA polymerase II
Molecular function (GO): RNA polymerase II cis-regulatory region sequence-specific DNA binding; DNA-binding transcription factor activity
Source: RefSeq, a predicted model, not a curated record